Molecule: messenger RNA, 4586 nt
Organism: Chilo suppressalis (striped riceborer)
Lineage: Eukaryota; Metazoa; Arthropoda; Insecta; Lepidoptera; Crambidae
Source: the annotation of a GenBank genome assembly
CUUUUUGGUUAUUAUGACUUUGAACGUAACGUUUGACAUUACUCUUGUCCACGCAAUAAAAAGUUUGUCCUUGUGUGACAAGGUGGUCACUCUAAAGAUUGUAUGAAAAUUACACAUUUUUAUGAGCUAACACUUAAAAAUACUUUUAGUAGCAAAUCAAAAUGCAGAAUCUAUCGAAUGAAAGUAUAUUCCAUGUAAAAAUUGUCGACUUUGGUUGUGUUCCCGUGGACACUGUGAAUAAAAAAGAACUUUUGGUAGACAACGCAUCAGAGAAAGUUUUAUCAUAUCGAGCAUCCGUGAUGCACAUACAUAAUAACAUUGAUCGUGUAUUCAAUGUGAGUAUCACAACGUCCCCGAUUAAGCAUAAUGAAUGCGCAGAGGUCACAGUUUUGUUCCGACCAAAUGUUGCGGGACAAUCCUUUACCGAGUAUUACAUUAUAGAAGAUACAGCUGGAAGCUGUUACAGACUUACUGUAACAGGAAAGUGCUUUGGUCCGGAAGUAUCUUUAAGUAGAAGGAAAAUUGUAUUUCGCGUAUGCAAAAAUAUAUCGGAGGAUCGAAAAGCAGUCAUAAAUAUGGUUAACCAGUCGGCUGUUGAAACAACUUACCAGUGGCUUUUACCGUUAGGUGGACAAGGCUAUUUCCAGAUCUCUACCGGUAACUGCGGUCUAAUAAGAGCAUUCGAAACCAUAACGACAACCAUAUACUUUUCUGGAAUUGCACUGGGUAUUUAUACAGCUGAACUGGUUUGUCUAGUCUUGAAUCAGGAACCGUUAUUUAUAAAUGCAUUAGCUACUGUGAUCUUGCCUGGGAAUCCACUUUUCAAUAUUAACGAUCACAUUUUUGAGAAAAUCUGGAAACGCAAGUGUUCUUACUCUCAUCUCAUGGAAAACAGCUUAAAUCGCUUGAGUUACAUACCAUCUGCGUCCGUGUUCGAAAGGUAUUUGGAUUUCGGCAUGGGCAGUGUGAACGAUGUUACAAAGAAUAUUUCGCAAACAAUGUGCGUUACCAAUCACGAGCAGGACGAAGGCUACAUUCAAUGGAUACCAGAUCCGGAUAAUGUUUUCAUAAUAGAUCCUUUGAAUGCUACCAUACCUCCUAACGAAUCAAGAUUAUUUACAAUCAGAUUCAGGCCCAAAAUAGAUAACGAAGUGUAUGGUUAUCUUAUAUGUGGUGAUUUUCAAUAUAAAAAGUAUGACAGUGAAGAUUCAAGAUCUGUUAAAUUAAAGCACACUUGGUUUCGUAUACCUUGUAUAGGCAAUACUUGGUCACCGUGCACAGAAUUGACUACUGAGUGGGAUUGUCCAGUUGAGGUGACCUUACCACCAACAGUACCUGCGAGAACAACAUUUACAAACUUCAUGCUUUCCAAUAAAUUGGAAGUACCAAUGUAUUUUAAAUUGGAAGCACCAUUCCACACAAAUUUCGUAGUCCUACCCAUGUGCGGAAUAGUUCCAAGUCGUGGCUGGCAAAUACUAUCUGUAGCUUUAGAGCCCAUGUCUUUUGGGGACUACUGUGAGACGUGGGACCUUGUCAUCAAUAAAGUUCAAAAGGCACGUAUUUGCUUCUGCGGCAACGCAGAGAUUAGCAAAGUCGAAUUGAUGUCCCACGGAUAUAAUCCAGCGACAGAUGCCAUGUACGAGUUUCCGCCUACCAUCACUGGCUGCACCAAUUACUUCACAGCAUAUUUACAUAACGUAACUCGGAUGGAAAUUCAUAUUAGACUGCUUAACAGUGCACCUUGGCUCGGUGGCGACAGCUGCGGUUCUCUCAUAUUGCCUCCUAAAGAAAUUGUACGGUAUCGUUUUUGGUUCUUUCCGAAAACACCAGACAAAGUUUAUGAAACGACUGUCGUUUGUUCUUGCGUUUGUCUAAUCAAUGGAAGGCCAGUGGGAGAACCGACAGAAAUCUUCAUUCACAUAAUUGGAUUUUCUGAACUGCCAGAUCUAAGGGUGUUACCAAAGUCGAAAAAUCUUCACGACGUAGUGGUGGGCCAGAGUUCGAGUGUGACUGUCACUCUUUAUAAUUAUGGAUCUUGCUUUUUCACAUCCAAAUUAUAUUAUAUGAUCGACGGAAUGGGUGACGAUUUUAGUGGAGAUCGGUUUGAAAUUGAUAACUCUGUUAAUAGUCUAAAACCAUCUAAUCACUGCGAGGUGAAGAUGACAGUGACUCCAGACGGCGCAGGUUCACGACAGAUAGACAUAAAAUACACGGUACUAUUCCGAACAGAGUUCGAUGAAAUAGAAGAAAUCCAACCAGUACAAAAGACCAUAUGCGUUGUCUGGUACGACGGCAUUUACCCAACACUGAAGGUGAAACGAACAAUAUCUGUUGAAUGCCCAGUAAUCUUGAGCAAUCACUGCGUCUGGAAUAUUACGAAUGUAAAUGAACUCAACAAAGCAUUCGAGGACUGUCGUCCUAACAACCCGUUGACUGUUAACAUAUAUGCUCCUGAUCUGUGUGUGAGGGCCGGCCAUGUAGAGUUCAUAUUUGUGAUGGGUUGCGUGUACGCAGCUCCAGUAGCAUGGAGUCUACGCCGAGAAAAAAUUUGCGAUUGUGAAAUGGUCGAAGUGCAAGUUGGGAUAUCGACAUACGUAAUGAGGCACACGUGCAUUCACAGGCCACUGGUGGAGUUGACUCCUGUCGAUGGAAUAGUUACGCCUGAAAAUCCCAACCUAAUCCAUUUAAAAUUUUACUACUCGCUAGAAGGUCAAACCGUAAUGUGUUACGUUAUGACGAUGCCGAAUGAAAGAAGCAUUUACAUUAACUUAAAUAUGUACGCCCAUCUGAACACAAAGGGUAUCCUGGCCCCUUUAAGGAGAUAUAUUGGAGGACAGGAAUAUUUGUCAAUUUUAGACUGCGGACGAGUUCCUAUUAAUAAUCUUGAUCCCGUCAUACGUAUUGUGUGGCUUUAUAACCCUACUGAAGUGUUCACCACGUGGCGACUUCUAAAAGGUAACACCAUAUCUCCAGACUCUGUGUUACGGUGCCUGCUCUAUUUCGCUGAAGUUCCGCCACUUGGGAAACUGGCCAUACCAUUCGCAUUUAUGCCAACUGAAAUGAUUGAUUAUGAGACUACUUUCUUCUGCUCCUUUGGCUACGAUACUGUUAAGAUUUUAGUGAAAGGACAAGGUGGUCUCCCUAACUGCUUAGAGACAAGACUUGACAUCCCAUUUUACGUGGAAAAGGUCAUAAGAUCCGCAUUCCGGGAAAACGUAAUUUAUUUAUCAAUGAAUCACCUUACGAUUUCACCGAUGCCCACGCAUUCUUUGUCAAGAGACAUUGUAUCGGUUUGUAACAACACAGAUCACAUUAUGAGAUUCAUUUGGCUACCGGAAAGAAUAGCAAAUAUUGUUAACAUUGUGAUGACACCGUGUUGGGGCGUAAUUCAACCGAGGUGUAGUGAAUGGAUCACUAUGACAGUGUACACUUUACAAGAGCCAGCUACCUUCACGACAACUGUAGCUUGCGAAAUAUUGGACCUAACGGAACGGAGACGCUUCCAAAAAAACGAGACGCUAAGAAGAAGAAAAAUGGAAAAGUGCAAUCAAGAAUUUAUUAUAACCGAGGAAGGAUUAUCGCAUCCCGGUAUUAAUGACUUUCCGCCAUUUGUUGAAGACCUGAAGAAACCACAACCGUUUUACUUAUCUAUGACUGUAUCAGUGUCAUCGAAAGGUCAACGCGAUGGUUACCCACGGAUGCUGUUAAAGCAGAUGUGGGAACAGACACCGCCCUACGACUUAUUGUCAACUGACUUGAGCGAGUACGGAGGUGCUGAGAGAAAUGCAGGCAGCAACAGCAUGACGAAAACCGACGCUUUACGGGUCAUAGAUGGAAUAUUAUGGGAUGCUUUACACAGCAAAAUGUUUAGACAUCAAAUUGAAUUCUAUUCGAAAGAAGAAAUACCAACAUAUUCACAAGUUGUGAAAGUUAUGGAAACCGAUACAACAUCACGACUGAGUAGACGAGUGACAUCUGGGAUCUGUGAUGCUAUAGUGAACAAGGCAGUGUUUCAUGUAUACAGCCUGAAUCCUAAACAUGACAUUUCCAUCUUGGAGGCCGAAUAACAGAGACUGCCCUAUCAACGAAAAAUGCACUUUAAUAGCAACCCAAUUAAGUCUGUUAUAAAUUGGAAUUUAAUAAGUAGUUAUUAAUGACGUUUGCAUUUGUUAGCAAAAUAAAUAAUAGCGAAAACUGAGAUUUCAACAUCUUUUACUUGAUUCUUAUUAUUAGAUAUCACAAAAAUAACAUUUUAUUCACUUAAUUAAUCAAUAAUCAAGAUCGUUAAAACAAAAGUGUUACCUAUAGCUAUUCAGUCUAAGAUUUUCUCUAGCUUUAGUUGCAAUUUGUUGGCCUUCAUAGACGGUAUCACUUUGACGGACACCCGAUCGCCUAAUUUGGGUGUCAUGCUGUUCCCUAGGUUCUUCCUAUGGAUCAGUCCGUUUUCACCAACACCGCAAUCGACGAAGCACCCAAAGGGCACAACAUUACGGACUACACCUGCAAAAAAAAACUAUCUUCAGUUUAUUAGCCCACUAGCGGCCGCCUGCGACUUCGUACGCGUGCUGUUAGUUAGAAAUAAAGGU